Molecule: messenger RNA, 1596 nt
Organism: Kwoniella mangroviensis CBS 8507
Lineage: Eukaryota; Fungi; Basidiomycota; Tremellomycetes; Tremellales; Cryptococcaceae
Exons: 7
Coding region: 1-1596 (531 amino acids)
Biological process (GO): transmembrane transport
Cellular component (GO): membrane
Molecular function (GO): transmembrane transporter activity
Source: RefSeq, a predicted model, not a curated record
AUGUCAGAUCUUACCAACACCUCAUCCUCUUCCCGCUCUAUCAAAGAGAUCGUGCCUGACCUUGAAGGAGGAGUACCAGAGAUGGAGGAUAAAGAAGAUCUCACGAAUGGUUCAGCGCUGACUACACUGGAAAACAACCUGAAUCCUGGUCUCGACGAUUCGAAGAUAUCCGUUGAUGAGCAUAUCGAAUUAGCCGCUUUACCUAAAUCAACGAAGAAUCUCUUAUUAUUAUGUUUCUGUACAUCGAUGUUCAUUGAUGUGGCUGGGGUGACCGCUACUAUAUUGAUGACUGCUGAAAUCUCGAAAGAGUUGGGUAUAGGUGUAGGGGACCAAGCUUGGGUGCUGGGUACUUAUGCCAUCGCAUUCGCCGCUUCACUCCUCCUAGCAGGUCGACUAGCAGACCUUUAUUCCCCAUCUGUAGUGUACACCAUAGGAUUCGUCGGAAUAGCCAUACUCAACUUGAUCAUUUCUUUCUUGAAUGAUAGAUACUCUUUCUUCAUCUUAAGAGCUAUAUCGGCUUUGGCAGCUGUAUUGACUAUUCCAAGUUCGAUCAAUAUGAUUGUUCAAAUGUAUCCUGAUCCGGAGGAACAGACUAAGAAAUUAUCGUUGUUUGGUGUUGCUGGAGCUUUGUCGAAUACUGUGGCUAUGAUCCUAGCUGGUCUGUUUUUGUUGGCCAGCUGGAAAUGGUAUUUCCGCUUCGUAACAAUUAUCGUUACGCCUUUCGCCUUUCUCGCAUGGAAGUACAUGCCACCCACCAAAGCCGUCUCCUCUUCCUUAUCUGGUCGCGACAAACUCAAACGACUAGACCUAAUCGGCGUAAUCCUCCUUCUCUCCGCUUUGGUCCUUUUCAUACUCGGUUUCACUCAAGCCGAAUCGAGAGGCUGGUCCUCUGUGAUAUUUCUCGUCCCAUUCCUCGUCUCUCUUGUUCUAUUUGGUUUGUUCGUCUAUUGGGAAAUGAGCUUGGAAGAAGGUCUUGGAUUAUUACCUAAAAGAGUAUGGAGCUUUCCAAACAUAUUCCAAUUGAUAAUAAUGGCUUUAGCUAUCAAUUUAUGGUUCAAUACUACACAACUACGAUUAUCUACCUAUUUUCAAGAUGUGUUGGAUAUAUCACCGAUCAUAACUGGAGUCAAAAUGUUGCCCAUGGGUAUCACGGCUUUGAUCACCGGUUUUCUCACUCAACCAUUCCCUUUCCUCGUCACCAAACCCAGAAUUGUCCUUCCUAUAUGUACAUUACUGUGUUUGGUAGGUAGCUUGCUCUUCGCAUUCAGUGACGGAGGAGAAGGGAUGAUGUAUUGGAAAUUUGUUUUCCCCGGUUUGGUAAUUGGGACGAUUGGUGGAAUCAUUGCCUAUAUCUCUGCCAACACAUGUAUCAUUCAGGCUUUCCCGAUUUCCUAUGCUGGUAUCUCCGGAUCGUUCGCCAAUGUCAUAUUUCAAAUUGGAGGUGUAAUUGGGGUGGCCAUCCAGGCGGGUUUACUGAAUACUGGAGAUGGCACGUUGGAAGAUUGGACGGGAAGUAAGAAUUCGUACUUAUUCGCUGGAGCCGUCAUCGUCUCUAGUGGACUGGUGAUGCUCACUUAUGGAGAGAGGAAGGUGUAA